Molecule: messenger RNA, 3563 nt
Organism: Elaeis guineensis (African oil palm)
Lineage: Eukaryota; Viridiplantae; Streptophyta; Magnoliopsida; Arecales; Arecaceae
Product: putative pentatricopeptide repeat-containing protein At5g06400, mitochondrial
Molecular function (GO): protein binding
Source: RefSeq, a predicted model, not a curated record
CAUGUUUAGAAUUCCUGCCCCUUCGAUCAUAAAUUCGAGCCGAAGACAUCGACGGCCGGUAAUCAGGGAGAGUUUGGAUGCUCGACCGUUCAAACCCGAGCUGUAGAGGAUCCGAAACUCUGCGGCAAGAGUUGGAGGCUCCCGUUCCCGUAACCCGCCGCUGAAUAAUGGAAAGCUCGUACACUUCUUCUCGUUCUGCGUGGGCUGGAAAUCACCAACAAUCUUCUUCUAUUGCUGCAAACGAAUGAAGAAUUUUUACCGAUGAUGCCGCUAAAAGAUUGAAAGCUCUUACUCUUCUCGUUUUGCGUAGGCUGGAAAUCACUCAAAUGAGGAAUUUUUACCGACGAUUCCCGUUUGAUUCCCUUUCCUGUGAGAACAUUCCAAUCCCCCGUCAUUUCUUAUCUCAUCACUCUCGAGUCCCCACCCGCUUCAGGUCUGCUACCAAAAUCCCGGCUUCUUCUUCUUCUUCUUCCAAAGAUACCCGCGCCAAAAGCCCCGCUCUUCUCCCCCUCUACCAAGAGAUCACAGAGCUCGUGGCCGAGAAACCCACUGUCGAUGGCGAAGCCAGCUUCAGAAAGCCGGUGGCAGAAAAUGGUAGCUCAAGUGCUUGCCAGAUUGCCCGAGAGAGUGAAAGAUCUCUAAAUGCCAAACAACAAGCGCAAGCCAAGAAUUCAGAGUUCGAAGAUGUUAGCCCGAUCGUUCAGAGGGUUACGGAGAUUGUAAGGUUGGAGAAAUCCGAAAUUCGCAUGGGGCAGCGUUUGGAUGAGUUGGGCCUGUCGUUCAGCUCGGAGAUUGUGGAGAAAGUGCUGAAGAGGUGCUUCAAAGUGGGCCAUUUGGCUCUUCGGUUCUUCAACUGGGUCAAGCUGCAACCCGGGUUCUGCCACACGACACAGACUUAUAAUGUGAUGAUAUAUAUAGCUGGUGAGGCUGAAGAGAUUGAUCUUAUGGAGAAAUUGAUGAAUGAAAUGGAGGAUGAGCUGUGCACCAAGGACAUCAAAACAUGGACUACUCUAAUCUCGUAUUAUGGGAAGGCAAAACAGAUAGGCAAAGCAUUGAGCACCUUUGAGGCAAUGAGGAAAUCAGGUUGUGAACCAGAUGCUGGAGUUUACAAGGCAAUUCUUCGAGCUCUGUUUAAUGUGAGGAAAGCUGAGCUGUCAAUGGAGUUUUACAAGGAAAUGGUUUCUAAAAACAUGUUGGUCGAUGCAAGCCUAUAUCAAUUGCUCAUGAGUUGUUUAGCAAGAUCAGGAGAUGUAACAGCUGUUCGGUUGGUCGGAGAUGAUAUGAUUAAGAUUGCCAAGUUGUCAGAAAGUCAGGUUUAUACUUGUAUCUUAAGGAGUUUUUGUAUUACAGGAAGGAUUGAAGAUGCUCGACACCUGUUUGAAGAGAUCAAGAAGAAAAAUCUGCUUGUUGAUCUGAAAGUCUCUGAAGUUUUGGUGAAGGGUUUGUGUAGAGCAAGCAAAAUGGAUGAUGCUAUUGAGAUCGUCAACAAUAUGAAGCAAAGUUCGGCUAUUGAUUGUAGGGUUUAUGGGUGUCUCCUCGAUGGGUUCAUAAGACAAGGAGAUGUUACAAAGGCUUUACAGCUGUUGCAUGAUAUGAGAGAACUUGGUUGCUUGCCAAUGGUCUCCUCUUAUACACAGAUGAUUCAAUAUCUCUUCAGGUUGGAUGAAUAUGGAAAAGCCUGUGAACUCUAUGAGAAGAUGCUUAAAGAUGGCAUUGAACCAGAUAUUGUAGCAAUCACAGCUAUGGUUGCUGGUCAUGUGAGGCACAACCAAAUUUCUGAAGCAUGGGUUGCUUUUGAGGGCAUGAAGAAGAAAGGAAUGAAGCCCACUUGGAAAGCUUAUGCAGUGUUCAUCAAAGAACUAUGCAAGGCUUCAAAACCCAAUGAGGCUUACAAUCUUCUAAAAGAAAUGUUGGAUUCUGACAUGAAUGCAACUGAUGGAAUAUAUCGUUUGGUUAUAUCUUCUCUAACUAGGAAUGGUGAACUAGAGAAAGCUAGGAAAGUUGAGCAGAUGCAGACAUCCUUGAAACUUCAAAGCCUAGGAAACAAAAUGGUUUGUCAAUCAGCUGAUCAUCCUUCCUGCCACGAAGAGCAUAAGAGAUCAAAUUGCUCAUUCAAUCAGGACAUAAACUAUACUCAGAAAGCAGAGGCAUACAGUGAGACUGAUUUUAAAGAAGUAUGCAGAAUUUUGUCCUCCUCAACCAACUGGAACUCAAUUUAUGAAGUACUGGAGAGAAGCAUGAUUCAUUUUACACCUGUAUUGGUUGAGGCAGUUCUCCGUAGUUACCAUAGUCACAGUGGUGCUGCUUUACGAUUUUUUUCAUGGGUAGGGAAUCAAUCUGGUUAUGAACAUACUGCAGAGACCUACAACAUGGCCAUCAAACUUGCAGGAAGCGCAAAAGAUUUCAAACACAUGAGAUAUCUCUGUCAGGAAAUGAGGAGAAGUGGUUGCUCUGUAACCCCAAAUACAUGGACCAUCAUGAUAGCGCAAUAUGGUCAGGCAGGUCUGACAGAGAUUGCUUUAAGGACUUUCAAAGAUAUGAAGAGUGAUGGCUAUCAGCCGAAUGGCAGUACUUACAAAUAUCUGAUUUUGUUUCUCUGUGGCAAGAAAGGUCGCAAGGUCGAUGAAGCGAUCAAAUUCUUCCAAGAAAUGAUCCAUGUAGGUUACAUGCCAGACAAAGAACUGUUGGGCUUUUAUCUUUCUUCUUUAUGUGAAUCAGGAAAGUUAAUGGAUGCUAAAGGAUCUGUUAAAUCUCUAUGUAAGAGAGGGUUUGCAAAAGAGCUUGGUUACUCAUUGCUCAUUAAAUCUCUUUGCAGAGCAGGGAAAGUGGAAGAAGCUCUUAUACUGACAGAAGAGAUGGACAAAGUUGGGUGCAGCGUAGAUCAGUAUAUCUAUGGAAGUCUUGUUCAUGCCCUACUAAGACAAGGUCGCUUGGAUGAAGCCUUAGAUAAGCUGGAGAGAAUGAAAGAGGCAGGUCUUUCACAAACUGUCCACAUACAUACUUCAUUGAUUGUUCAUUUCUGUAAGGAGAAACAAAUUAGAAAGGCUGUGGAUAUAUUUAAGAAGAUGAGAGAGGAUGGCUACGAGCCAACUGUUGUGACUUAUUCGGCAUUGAUUCGUGGGUAUAUGAAUAUGGGGAUGAUUUCAGAUGCUUGGGAAAUUUUUCACUGGAUGAAACUUAAGGGUCCAUUUCCUGAUUUUGAAACUUACUCAAUGUUCAUGACGUGUCUCUGCAAAGUAGGUAGGUCUGAAGAUGGACUCAAACUUAUCAAUGAAAUGUUGGAAUGUGGGAUUAUCCCUAGUGCUGUAAACUUUCGAACUGUGUUCCAUGGUCUAAAUAGAGAAGGUAAACAAGAGUUAGCUCAUUCUGUUCUUCAAACUAAAUGGCUUUUGAAGAGAGAGAGAAUGUUUAUGUACUAAUUUAUAUUUUUGAACAAAAGAAUAACUAACAUAAUUCUCAAAGAAAAUAAUGUCACUUGUACAUUUCCAAUGCCAAAGUCAUCAUUUAUCAUUGGAUAAAAAUCCAAAAAUCUCUAACACUCUAAGGAGAUUUUGUAAUGCACU